AUGAAAUACAUCUCUAACAGAGCUUAUGAUGGAAACACCUCAACAUGUUCUCACACCCUAAAGCGGGAUAACUCCUGGUGGAGAAUUGACCUGCAGGGUGUUUACAGCAUUUCCUCUAUCUCCAUAUACAACACAAAUCUGGAUAAUACUGACAUAUCAAAUGCUCAGAUCUACAUCGGGUACUCUUUACCGGACAAAGAAACUGACAACAACCCUUAUCGUUUUCAUUUUCAACAUGUUAACAUGAAUUUUUGUUUUGUUCUUUCAUCCAGGGUUGUCCGCAUUGAAAAGUUUGAGAAAGACCAAAUCAAUGUGUACAAUCUUUCCACACCGGUGUUGGGCCGCUACAUCACUCUGAUCAGAAAUGGUUUCAUGGUUUUAUGUGAAGUGAACAUCACCGGCACAAAAAUAGGUAAAUACAAAAUAACCCGUGAUAAUUUAACUGAGAUGAUUUUGCAGAUGGAAUCACCCUUUAAGCUGAUAGAGAAAAACAAGACAUGGGAGGACGCACUGUACUACUGCAGAGAAAAUCACAGAGAUCUGGCCUCCAUCAUCGAUGAACAGACUCAGGCCUUUGCUGAGCUGGAGGUUGAGAAGACCAACGGUCCCUUUGUGUGGCUCGGCCUUCACUACACCUGCGCCCUGCAGUUCUGGUUCUGGGUGGAUGAUAAUGUCGUCGAGUUCAAACACUGGAAUCAGACAGAAAUAGUAGAAGACUGUGACAUGAGUGGUGCCAUGGAGACAAAAGGAGAGUAUUUGUGGUUUAGCAAAUCUGACUAUGAAAGUUUUUACUUUAUGUGUGCAUAG
Austrofundulus limnaeus is the source of this 807-nucleotide messenger RNA. Lineage: Eukaryota; Metazoa; Chordata; Actinopteri; Cyprinodontiformes; Rivulidae. The record is from RefSeq and is a predicted model, not a curated record.